UGUAGCUGUGUGGCUCUGAGAGAAAGGAGUGGGGGAGCUGCGGUCGCUCGAGGUUUUUCCCCUGCUUACAGUACAGGAUCUCGGCUGCAUCGUGAACGGGUGCAACGCUUUACCCUCCGUGUUUUGCUGCUCUUGUUUAUACAGUCCUGUGUGAUCGCUGUGGAAAUUAAAGAUAAAAAAGUUUUAAAAAAUAAUAAUAAAAAAAAAAUAAUUGUAAAACCGUUGUCGUGUGCUUCGACCAUUGGAUAUAGAUUUAAUUAAAAUAUCUGUCAUAUCUGUGCAUCGGGUGUUAUUGCAAACGGAUCUCAGGAAAAUAUUAAAAUCAUAAGAUCAUAGUAAUCGGUUUCUUUGAGGCUACAGAAGCCCCGUGCACUGGUGUAGGAGAAGUGAUAUUAUGGUAUUAGAAGAAACGAUGGUUUUCUGAAGCAACACCACGCUCUCUUCAACACCAUGGCCCCCUCCAUCCAGCACUCGAAAAUGGCUCGCCGGGUUCUGUUGCAAAGUCUGGCGGUCCUGCUGGUCGCCCACGCCCACGCCACACCAUCCACAGAAUGCGUCCUGCCCGGGUGGUGGCGUGGGGACUGGUUUCACUCCGGCGUGCCCGUGCCUGUCAAGAUCGACGCCACCAACAUCAGCUUCAAGGGCACGUGUCUAGACAGCGAUCGGGACAGAUACUUCAUCAGGGACAUGAUACAUCGCUGUAACAGAUGUCUCGUGAUCCAUCAAAAGCACGAAAAUGUCUUGCAGUAUAAAGAGACCUACUGCGACAACGACAAGACUCUGGACGAAGCUUGCUCGCGCCUAACGGGUGACGCUGUCCUUCACUCCAUGAUCAGGGUGGAGGCGUCGCCCGUCGCCUGCCCGUUCCCCCACACCUACACCUUCACCUACAACUUGGGUCACGCCGACUGCGAGUACCCGAGGAGCACCGUCGACUCCUGCACCGAGGACUGGCGGAUGCUGUUCCGGUACCAGGCUUGCCCGGAUAUCCAGGGGACGGAGAGCACGAUCGAGGAGCUGGUGUGUCUCGGCGUCUGGAAAGAAGGCAGUAACUACUACCUUGUCGGCAAGUCGGACCAUCCCCUGGCCACGUCGGACGAGGACAGGUACCGGUGUUUCGUGUACGACCCCUGGAGAAACCGCACAGCCUCGGGAUUCAACGUUGCACAGAGCGGCGAUGCAACUUGCAAUGGACUUUACUCCGUCUCCAUUGGCUCUAGGCUUCUCUCGCUCACCAGAGUGGACACGAGCGGGAGCAAGUGCCGCUUCCCCCUGUGGAUCGGCGGCCCCCAUUGGCACUCCCUCGACGGCAGCACCACGCUCUCCGUCACCCGCAGGAACUCGACCCUCAGACUCAACGGGCACUCCUCCGCGGGCCCCGUCACGCACGCCUGCCUCGAGCCCUUCGCGCACACGGCCCGGUCGGCCACCUACGUCACCAGGGUCAUUCACGGAUGCACAAACGGCUACCAGUGCGUCCGAAUACUGGCAAGGGACAUGCACGUCCUCGAACUGUUAAUGGGGAGAGUGACCCCCGUCGCCAGCGCCGCCUGCACCCCGUAUUUCUUCGACCCAAAGUCCACCAAUUUCACCACCUUUGUUAGCGGCAACGCGGGCACCAUCGAGUGCCCGAGCACCGGGCGCUAUAAGGUGACGAGCGGAAACGGCGGCGACAGCGACAGCAAGGAGAACCUGAACGUGGCGGCCUCGACCUCGCUGGCCAGCGGCGAGACCGGCGUCGGCGGCGGCGGCGGUGGCGGCGGAGGCGGCGGCGUGGCGCUCACCGACCUGACCAUGGGCGACCACAACUCGCGGUGCGCCGAAGCCUCGUACAAGUCCCUCAGCUUCGGCUGCUCGAACCUCGACACGCUCGAAAUACAGACCACGUGCGACCGGGAAGUGUAUUCCUGCCACGGGUCGUGGGCGGAGGCGGGCCGCGAGUACGUGGUAGUGACGCCCACCUCCCGAAGCAGCAAGGGCGUGCGGCGGCUGUGUCUGGUGCUAGAUCACGGCGUGGGCGUGCUCUCCCUCGCCUCCUCCACCCACUCCUGCAGUCGGGACCUCACGCCCGGUCUCCACGGACACAUCGCGUUCAACACCACGAAUGACGGCGGAUGCCACGACGUCUCCCCCACCAACGGAAGCCCCGCCCCCGUGGGAAGCUCCCCGCUCUCACUGGCGAUUGCUGUUAUGACGUCAUCGUUGGUGUCACGUGGGCUAGUGCUGUUACGAUGACCUUGAUGUGUGUGUGCUGUGUGAUAGAAAAAAAGGAAGCUUUAUGCGUGGUUCUGAAGCAGGACGAUCUUCACAAGCUUCGUGAUAAAGGCUGUGUUGGAAUCACAUGGGAAAAAUGAGAUUGUCCAGGCAAUGCGUGUUAAUUUUAUGUGUAAAGGAAGAAACGAAUAAAUGAUAACAGAGAAACGGGAAAGUUUCCCCCUCAAAAAACACACCAUCAAGUGAUUCUGCAUCAUAGUAAUGUGUAUUAAGAGUGUAGAGUGAUAGUAGUUGAGUAGUGUACAUGUCAUGGUGUACAGUGUCCGUCGGUUAGUGUGGAUGUACAGUGUAACCUUAGCAGUGUUCUCGUCUGCAAACUGCAGUAGAAGUUGACAUGUAAUAAACUUUAAACAGACUAAACAAUGUCCCGAUGAUGUUUCGGUGUCAUGAUGUACCAAAGAUAAUGCUUUUUAACAAACAUGUAGUGUGGGCCGCGUUCGGAAGGAGGAGCCGUCGCCCGGGGGCUGCGUGCGACGCCGGAAGGCUUCCGCGGGCUGGCUUCGGGCCCGCCGGAAGCCUCUCGCCUCUCAGCGUGCGACAGCGACUGGAAACCAUCUCGUGGCGUUGUGUGUGAAUUUUUCUUUUCCCCUUUUUUGUACCUUUUUUUUGCGAUCUUGACCCAAGCUUCAUGGUCCACCACCCGGCGCUUGGUCACGCGCAAGCCCCCAGAAGGCCCACACUUACGCGAGACUCGUGGGGCCUCCCAGAGAGACUCGUCAGUGUAGACUCAGUGUCGGUGUAAGUGUCGGUCGUCGUGGCCAGGUCUCGGGUCGUAGCGAGUGGGAUGUAGUUAGAGACUGUGGUAGAUGUCGAGGGAGAGAGGCUCGGCUGGGCAAGACCCCGUCUCUCGGUGACCCAAGGAUUCCCUCUCUCCUGUCGGUUGUUUUUAUGGUUUCGAGAGGGAUGUAAAAAUAACUGUGUCCGAGGAUCAGUAAAAGAGGGUGUAUGUUAAUUGUUCUGUUGAAAAUGAGCAUAUAUUUUUUUCUUCUCCAAUUCCUCAUUAUUUUAAGAACGUUCUGGACUGUUUUUUAACCUUCCAAGAGAGGGAGCAAGAGUGGAGUAUAUAU
Messenger RNA from Penaeus indicus, 3341 nucleotides. RefSeq lists its product as uncharacterized. NCBI's taxonomy places the organism in Eukaryota, Metazoa, Arthropoda, Malacostraca, Decapoda, Penaeidae. The transcript has 13 exons. The coding region runs from base 451 to 2235 and encodes 594 amino acids. The record is from RefSeq and is a predicted model, not a curated record. Gene Ontology annotation, biological process: autophagosome-lysosome fusion.